UAAUUUCCACUUGUUGAAAUAUUCUAUUUUGAUCAUCAUAGUAUAUAGUCCAAUUAAGCAACCUUUUCCCCUCUUUUGAUCUUUUAUACAAUUGCUUCUUCAACACUUAAACCAACCAACACUCACCGCUACACCUACUUUACAAACUUUUUUUUUAAAAAAAUUUAACCCCUUUUUAUUUCAUUUGGCUAUCUGGCCUUGAAGUUAAAGGAAAGUAAAAAGGGUGGUGUAAGCAAUGAUUGCUUAGGUGUAUAAUCCAUCCAAAUCCAAUAUGCCAACCCUCUCCACAUUGCCAAAUAUCUUUUGAUUAAGUUUCAAAAUCCACUUAUUUUAACUUAAACAAGUUGGUGUUAUGAUUAGGAGAAAAGAAAAGAAGUAUUUUAAGGAUAUAUACUAGCUAAGAAGAUAGAUGUAUCAUUGAAGAAUAAAAACAAAGUGUUUCUCAUCUUUAAAAAAACUUGUGGAGAAGAAACAAAGCAGUAAGUUUGCUAGAAAUAGCCAAUUUAUAAGAAAAUGACUACUGCUAGAUUCAUCAAAUGUGUUACUGUUGGUGAUGGAGCUGUUGGGAAAACUUGUAUGCUAAUUUCAUACACUAGUAAUACUUUUCCAACGGAUUAUGUUCCAACGGUGUUCGAUAACUUCAGUGCAAAUGUGGUGGUGGAUGGUAGCACUGUUAACCUUGGCCUAUGGGAUACUGCAGGACAAGAAGACUAUAACAGGCUAAGGCCAUUAAGUUACAGAGGAGCUGAUGUCUUUUUGCUUGCUUUUUCUCUAAUAAGCAAGGCAAGCUAUGAGAACAUUUACAAAAAGUGGAUCCCUGAGUUAAGGCACUAUGCUCCUACUAUACAAAUUGUUCUGGUGGGAACUAAACUUGACCUGAGGGAAGACAAACAAUAUUUAAGUGAUCAUCCAGGGGCUACACCUAUAUCAACUGCCCAGGGAGAGGAAUUGAAAAAGAUGAUAGGAGCGGUUGCCUACAUUGAGUGCAGCUCCAAGACUCAGCAGAACGUGAAAGCUGUAUUUGAUACUGCAAUUAAGGUAGCAUUGCGACCCCCUAAGAUGAAGAAAAGGCCCCAAAAAAGGAGGACGUUAUGUGCAAUUCUUUGAAUAUUAAUAUGCCUUUUUUUUCACAUUUCAAAUAUUAUUCAAUUAUAUUCUUAUCAUUUUGUAAAAGUAUAAGAGAAAAUGCUCAGUUGUAAUUUUUCUUCUAUUUUUUUUUUAAAAAAAAUCUAGGUGUUAGUGAUGUAUUAAAGUUCCAUUUUUUAACAUUUGUUCCUUAUAAUAAAAUCUUGUAAUAGC
Solanum pennellii is the source of this 1299-nucleotide messenger RNA. Its product is annotated as rac-like GTP-binding protein RAC13. Lineage: Eukaryota; Viridiplantae; Streptophyta; Magnoliopsida; Solanales; Solanaceae. The transcript has 7 exons. Gene Ontology annotation, biological process: regulation of cell shape; actin filament organization; cortical cytoskeleton organization. Bases 514 to 1107 code for a protein of 197 amino acids. Gene Ontology annotation, molecular function: protein kinase binding; GTP binding; GTPase activity. Gene Ontology annotation, cellular component: cytoskeleton; plasma membrane; cytoplasmic vesicle. The record is from RefSeq and is a predicted model, not a curated record.